AUGUCCCGUAUAUUCCCACAGUUACCAGGUGCUGUCCCAGCAGCUUACCAGGUGCUGUCCCAGCAGCGUGAGGAGUUAGAGCAGAAGUACCUGCACCUGCUGCAGAUCGUGGAGAGUGAGAAGACGGCGAAGUGGCAGCUCAUGCAGCAGUGUGAGGAGCAGAGUCUGGAGAUCAGGCGCCUCAAACGGGAGUUAAUCCACCUGCGGAAGGAGCAGCAGUCAGCUGAGGGAAGUACUGAGGAGGAGAGUGACGACAUUAAGAAGAUUAAAAAGGAGUCCAACAAUGGUUCUGGUUCAGGUCGUUUCACGCAGGAUGUGUGUAAGGUUCAGAGCUUCCUGCGAGGCUGGUUAUGUCGGCGGCGGUGGAAGUCCAUCGUGCAGGACUACAUCCGGUCUCCACACGCCGAGAGCAUGCGAAAACGGAACCAGAUCGUGUUCACGAUGGUGGAGUGUGAGGAGGAGUACGUCACGCAGUUGUCCACCCUGGUCACGUGCUUCCUGCGGCCGCUGAAGAUGUCCGCCAGCUCCAAGAAGCCGCCGAUCACGCACGAGGACGUCAACUCCAUCUUCCUCAACAGCGAGACAAUCAUGUUCCUGCACCAGAUCUUCUACCAGGGUCUGCGCGCCCGGAUGGAGAGCUGGCCGACACUGGUGUUGGGAGAUUUGUUCGAUAUGUUACUGCCGAUGCUGAGCAUCUACCAAGAGUACGUGCGCAACCACCACUACAGUCUGCAGGUGAGGAACUGGUACAAACACAUACAAACUGGUAGAUACAAGUAG
This is a messenger RNA of Branchiostoma belcheri (Belcher's lancelet), 780 nucleotides long. Its product is annotated as ras-specific guanine nucleotide-releasing factor 1-like. The transcript has 8 exons. The coding region runs from base 1 to 780 and encodes 259 amino acids. Gene Ontology annotation, molecular function: guanyl-nucleotide exchange factor activity; protein binding. The record is from RefSeq and is a predicted model, not a curated record. Lineage: Eukaryota; Metazoa; Chordata; Leptocardii; Amphioxiformes; Branchiostomatidae.